Molecule: messenger RNA, 1137 nt
Organism: Penicillium concentricum
Lineage: Eukaryota; Fungi; Ascomycota; Eurotiomycetes; Eurotiales; Aspergillaceae
Exons: 1
Coding region: 1-1137 (378 amino acids)
Source: RefSeq, a predicted model, not a curated record
AUGGCGUUCAAGCUACUCAGUUUAUGCUACGAUGACAAUAGGCCUAUUGACAUUGAUCAGUACGAAUAUCAAUUGGCUACGUCACCUUCUCUCUCUAGCAUUCUGGUUCCGGUCUCACAGAUUGACUACGUUACGAACUUCAAUGCCAAAGCAGCGAUACAGCUAGCAAACGGGUUGGCUCCAAACCUGUCUCGGGUGCAUAUUGUCGAGGAAUCAACGAGUGCGAGGUUUGAUCCAUCAGAAGCAGAAGACCCAGAAUGGCGAGGUUUCUUUCAAAAUCGCAAGGAUGGGCACAGACUGCAUGGGGGAAACCUUCAGAGUCUCAGUCUAAGCUCAGUUGGCGUUGAGUAUUUUAAGGCUUGGCAAGAGCAGAAUGCGUUUUCUACCCUUCGAGUUUUACAGCUUUGGGAUGUCUCUGAGAGUGUUCUUAUUGCGGCAGCUAGCUGCCAUAUCCCUUUGUUGAAAUCAUUAACGCUAAGUUUCCCAGGCUGGGAUGCUUAUGAUGAAGCAGCGAGUGCUUUUGUUUCAUCUCUUCGUCCAUUGGAAGCAAUCCGACUGUCUAGCGGCCGAAAGGAACGUACAUUCCAAGCAGCCAUCAAGCACCACGGAAAAUCUCUCACAAUGCUCUCGCUUCUCCCACGUGAGUCCGACCUUUACGAGGUGAUUCCUUCCUUCACCAAUUGGAUCACGCAAAUCCGACUUAAGUGCACAAAUAUCCGCAGUUUGCAGCUCUCUGUGCACCGACGAACACUCAAACAAGAAGUUUCUCUUUUCAGAACUAUUGGAGAGAUUUCUCAUCUCACGAAUCUAUCAUUGCGAUUGAUUUGUGACAACGACAUAGAAGAACAAGAGUCCCUUUUGAACGCGUUAGACUACCCGACCUCAUCGCCCGAGCUUUCACGGACGAUGCUCCAACUAAGCGCGCUUCAUUCCAGUCUCCUAGCACAGGCAAUAUUUUUCACUAUUGCUCAAGAGUCCCUCCUGCAACGCCUGACCCUAGACAUCCGGUGCACAUUGUAUCCCAAACGUGUGGCAGGAUUUCUGAAUUGGUCCUGCUGCAGGUGGAGGUGUCUGCGUGCGAGUGAAAAUAGAAUCAUUGUGCGAGAGCUUGAUAAAGAUGAGGAGUGUAAAGAUUGA